GUAAAGCAGCCAAAAUUGAAGUUGACGAUAUUUAUCGGCCUCCUCGCCAUCUUUUUCAAAAUAUAUCCGUGAUUUUCAAAUCUGAGUUUCUCGCCCACUCAUAUCUUCCUUUCCAGAUUUUUCUCAGUUCAAUCCUCUCCAUUGCUAACGCACUAACCGGCAAAUAGCUUUGAUGGCGUCUAUAGAUCAGGAUACUCGGAUCAAGAGGAUUGCGUCUUCGAUCCGCAUCAUUCCCAACUUCCCCAAGGAUGGUGUUAUGUUUCAAGAUAUCACGACGCUGCUGCUCGAUCCCAAAGCUUUUAGGGAUACCGUGGAGUUGUUCGUGGAGAGGUACAGGGACAUGCGGAUCUCUGUUGUGGCUGGCGUUGAAGCUAGAGGGUUUAUCUUUGGGCCUCCUAUUGCUCUAGCCAUUGGAGCAAAAUUUGUCCCUUUGAGGAAGCCAAAAAAGCUACCAGGUAUAUUUUUUAAAUUAUUUUUUCGUCGAUGUGGGCUGUUAUGCAUGUCAAAAUUGUGCCUACAUGUUGAGCAACUAUUGUUUUCCUCAGGUGAAGUCAUUUCAGAAGAAUAUUCUCUAGAAUAUGGUACGGAUACAAUGGAAAUGCAUGUUGGAGCUGUCCAGUUUAAUGAUCAGGUUCUUGUUAUUGAUGACCUUAUUGCAACAGGAGGGACCUUACGUGCUGCAAUAAAGCUAAUCGAACGUGCAGGAGCAGAGGUGGUUGAGUGUGCUUGCGUUAUUGAGCUCCCAGAACUAAAGGGUCGAGAAAGAUUGGGUGACAGGCCGCUUUUUGUCCUGGUGAAAGGUUGAAAGGCAGGCAACAAAUGGCCGACUUUAUGAACUGCAACGCCUUCUGAUCUCCACAUCUUAAUUUAAACGUGGGACUUUUGAGAUCGGGAGUAGCACAAUGUCUUCCAACGGACAUCUAAAUCCUAAUGCGAGUUUGUUAUUCUAUAAUUAUUAGACCUUUGAUUGUGUUUUAGAAAUUAUGUUCUGCUUAAUGGAGCAGGAAUUUUUUAAUUAGUACUUAAUCUCAUCUAUCUAUCUCGAGCUUAUUCCGUCAAA
This is a messenger RNA of Phalaenopsis equestris, 1060 nucleotides long. Its product is annotated as adenine phosphoribosyltransferase 1-like. NCBI's taxonomy places the organism in Eukaryota, Viridiplantae, Streptophyta, Magnoliopsida, Asparagales, Orchidaceae. The transcript is spliced from 5 exons. Gene Ontology annotation, biological process: adenine salvage. Gene Ontology annotation, molecular function: adenine phosphoribosyltransferase activity. The coding region runs from base 173 to 805 and encodes 210 amino acids. The record is from RefSeq and is a predicted model, not a curated record. Gene Ontology annotation, cellular component: cytosol; cytoplasm.